UGUAGAUGAAUUCGUCUUGUGUCAUACGAUUCGACUUGUAGAAUAAUACGCUGCGUUUUUAAUAUCUAUUUUUGGUAAAUUUAUGUUUGUAUAAUUUACAAACUAAAAAAUAGUUUUACUUAGAAAACUUUAAGGGUUGCUAGUGCUUAAAAGAAAAUAUGUGAAUACGUAUUACUUAAUACAAAACUGGAUUUUUAAAUAAAAGUAGAAGUGAAUCGAUAAGAAAGGCGUAGUGAAUUUGGAGCAAAGUUCAAGUAGUGUGUACAUUAGUUGACUGCCACGGAAGCUCUAAACAACAAGUCAUGGUCGACAACGGGGGUGCUACCAAUAAUUUCCGUAGCCCUGUACUGGUUGAGUCGAAUCUAAUACCUCCAGCAGGAAUGACAGGUAGCGGAGGUGGUGGUACAAUGGGAGGAAGCAUCGACACACAACUACGUACACCAUUCGCUGGUAAUGUUCGUUCCUUACCACCACCCCUGCCACUGUCACCUUAUGGUCCAACUAAUGGUGCCUAUGGUGCUAACAGCGGUUUUGGCGCAUACGGUGGUUAUGCAGGCUACAAUAGUUUCGGUAACGGUUUUGGCUCGUACGGCGGUUACGGUAGCGGAUUUGGUUCAUAUGGUGGCUACGGUAGUAAUUUUGGCAGCGGGUUCAAUCGGUUCGGCAUGGGAGGCAUGAACCCCAUGGAUCCUGAGUCGCGUUUCAUACAAUUAGCUGAGGCUAGCUCACGACCAGCCUUUGAGAGUAUUGAAUCAUUAGUUUCUGCUAUCGGAAAUAUUGCUGCUAUGCUGGAUUCCACAUUUUUCGCAAUCACCAGUUCAUUUCGCGCUAUAUUAGGUGUGGCAGCGAAUUUUGGACGCUUGCGCGGUGUAUUCGCACAGUUUUGGCAAACAUUUGCAAUAAUUCGUGGUUUAACAUGGAUAUAUAAGAAAAUACUUUACUGGCUUCGCUUAUCGGACAUGGAUCCAUCAACUGAAAAGUUCAAGCAGGCAUUUGCUGAAGCUCUUAACGACUCGUCAAAACAAUCCGAAGCCCCUAAACUGCCACGAAAAGGUCAAUCCCCAUGGCCGGUGUUGGCCUUUAUAAGUUUUAUAUUCACUGCACCUUAUCUUAUAAUGAAACUCUUGGGCACUGUAACAAAUACAGCACAAGAAGAAGCACGUAAUCCGACCAAAUGGGUGAAUCCUAUUGAGACGAUUGCAAUGUAUGAUUUCCAAGCACGAAAUUCCACUGAGUUGACCAUAAAAUGCAAUCAACCGUUAUUAAUUGCACCGAAGGAGAUACAGAAUACGCUGGGCAUGCUAAAUACUGGUUGGGCAAUGGCUAGCAGCAUAGAUUAUCAAAAUGUUGGCAUUAUACCGAUCAAUUAUGUUAAGAGCCCACAACAGUUGCGUGAAGAACAACAGCAACAACACAUGCGGCAGCAGGAGUUUAUGAUGUCAGACGUGGCUCAGGCAGCAGAGCCAACAAUAAACAGCGAACCGCAACCAGCGUUAAUGAAUCUAUCAGCGUCGUCGUUCCCAGCACCACCUACACUUCAUCAGAAGGGUAAUGUCGCAAAUACGCCUGAUUUCGACAUCGCAUCACAGCCUUUUGGGCCGCCUAACACAGCCGCAAUGUUAGCUACGAGUGGCAGCAGCGAAGCAUAAUAAUUCCAAUAAAUGGACUGUGCUGCCGGUAGCAGUAUUGAAUUUACUAUAAUAUUAAGACUACUAAAUUUCUAUACGUGCAUUGUUUUCUUUAAUUGGUUAGGUGUAUUAAUUUAUAGGUUAAGCUGCAAAAUUGUGUCUGGUAUUUUAAUUUUCGCCGUUUGCAACUUAAAUGGGUGUUUGAGAGAAAAGGAACGAAAAUAUACAUGCAUAUGUAUAUAAGAGUAACAUCUUUUGUUUUAUAUGUAUAUUUUCUUGGUUUGUGCAUGUGUUAGUUCAUUUAAAUUAUUCCCCGAAAACAAUUACAUAUAUUAUUUUUAAGUUAAUUUAGAUAAUAUAUUAAAAAUACAUUUAUACUGAAGAAUAAUUUACUGAA
Molecule: messenger RNA, 2025 nt
Organism: Anastrepha obliqua
Lineage: Eukaryota; Metazoa; Arthropoda; Insecta; Diptera; Tephritidae
Gene: Pex13
Product: peroxisomal membrane protein PEX13
Exons: 3
Coding region: 303-1649 (448 amino acids)
Biological process (GO): protein import into peroxisome matrix, docking
Cellular component (GO): peroxisomal membrane; peroxisome; peroxisomal importomer complex
Molecular function (GO): protein binding
Source: RefSeq, a predicted model, not a curated record